AUGGAGGGAGAAAUACGCGAAGCAAAUGCGGAAAGAAUGACAGGAAAUGAAAAGUUUCAGGAGGUCGAUACCGAGCGGGAAUACAGAUACGAUGACUAUUUCGAAGUGGGACAAUCUCUCAGCUCAGGGGAAGAAGAACCUUGCGAGGAGAGGGAAUGGGAAGAGGAAAAAAAACCGUCUACACAAGAUUGGGAAAAAGAGGCGAAGAAGAAAAUCCGUAUAGAAAUGGAUGAUCCAUCAAUGCGAAGACGGAGAACUAUCUAUGAUCUCAACUCUUACGCUUCUUCUCGACCGUCAGUAAGCGACAUUUGGAAAUUUAACACGACGCAGAUAACCGCGGAGCCAUCGAAGAAAAUUCGAUAUUCCGCGUCGAUGGGAAUACCGGGAAUAGCGAGACUCGAUCUGUCGCCGCUGACACAAAAGAUCGUCGGGUGCAUCAUUGGCGAGGACGUUACCGCGGAAUAUCCAUGGGUGCACGUUAGGAAGGAUGUUAUAGAGGAUAAUAUAGAUUUACAUUCUGAGAGCAGCGACUUCCUGCCGGUGAAGGACGAGAUUCACGCAUUUCCUGAUGAAAAGGUUUUCAUCGGCUACGCACCGUCCCUGUCCGAAGAGGGCCAAUUCUACAUUGUCCUCACCGAGGAGGCUAGAGACGCUAUAGUGAAGCACAUACAGGAGCAAAGGGAGGAUCACGAAAAUCGCGUAAGGAACGCGAUCUACAAAUCUCCUGGCCGAUGGCACGACUUGGGAAGCGGUGCCGUGGUCGAUGCCAACGUCGUCAAAGACACAAGGCCAUUAUUCGAAAUUGAGGUUACAUCUACCGCCGAUUUGCUGAACGUGCCGAUAAAUCUAACGGACAGAAAGGCGGACGAUCAGAGGGACGGAUAUAUCGAGCUGCUACCGGAUAACCGGCAAAUAUUUGAGAAUGUACGGCGUAAAUUGGUAAGCAGCUAUACGCAAGUGACGCCGAUCGUUCGACACAACGAGGCGCAAACGGCGCCAUCGAUACCUGUCAAUUCCUGGUACCAAUAUCUGUACGAAUACGAGACAGUCGAUUUGUCUACUUACACCGAGGAAAAGAUAGAGUCCUUGAAGGAUUUCUUGGAACGUUACACCGGCAAAAUGUGCGAUCAGAUUUUAAUGAACUCCACGUGGGAUAUAUAUACAAAUGAUUAUGCAAAUCUGGUGCUUAAUGAAAAGGAUACGCAGGCACCGGUGCCCAUAGGUUAUAAAGAACAUCAGAGCUACUACGACGGAAAGCUCAUUGCAGACAAAGUUAUCAACGAUCUCAGCUGGCAUCCAUUCUGGACCGGAACGGCGAUAGCUACUUACACGCAACAUGGGAAAGGGGAGCAUCUAAUAGGUCCUAAAACUUACGACGAGGUAUUUUUAGCUUGUGAAGGCAACAAUCGCGUCCUCAUAUGGUCCUUCACUGACUGUUUGUCACCUAAACUCAUCCUCGAAUGUCCAAGAGAAGUAACAUCCGUUUCCGUCUGCCCUCUCGAUAGCAGCAUCAUCAUAGGUGGCUGUACAAAUGGCCAGAUCGCCAUCUGGCACAUUCCUGGCAAAAUCGAGCAGGUGGAGACGGUGGUGGCGCAGACGGGCGCCCAAGUGAAGUACAGCAUCGCGAUGAGGAGCUUGAUGACAUGGAUGCGCGAGACGACGGCAACGUCGUUGAUCAGUCCGGCGGCAAUGUCCGCCCUGAAGUACAGCCAGAAGGCGGGCAUCACCCAGAUAGUCUGGGUGCCCUCACAUCACAAGGUCGACAAAAACGGUCGGAUCUCGUCUUUGCCGGAAGACGCGCCCCUGGACAAUCUAAGCUAUCAGUUCGUAACCGCCAGCCAGGAUGGCACGGUCGCCUUUUGGGAUCUUAAAUCGCAACCCUCGGAGAAGGACAUUCGACAAGUUCGUAGACGGAAGAAGAUUCGUCCAGAUAUUUCGAAAUCCAUGGCGCAGCCGGCGUCGCCCUUCAAGAUCCUCGAUCGCAUGUUCAAGCCCGACUAUAUCCUCGUGAUUCAAUAUCCGGACGAGAGCCGGCAACUCGUGAUAACGACUCUCAGCAUGUACAAUCCAAAGUUUCGCAAGGAACAAGUCGAACCGUUCCCGGUGGCGAGAGACGACCUCACAAUUAGAAAGUACUACAAACCUAUAAUCGAGAAGGCGAACUACGUCAUGGAGCCGAAGAUGCUCGUCGGAACCGUCGAAGGUGAUUUCGGGUGCAUAACGUGGACCGGCUACGAAUUCGCCACCGACGUAAGCGUGAAUCGCGAGACGGCACGUUGGCUCUGGAUGAAGAGGCUGCACGACGGACCGGUUACGCACUCGGUCAGAUCCAAUUAUUACCAUCAGGUAGUGGUCACGAUAGGCGGGAAGAUCUUCGCCGUAUGGAGGGACGAUUUUGGCGAGCCGCUCGUUUGGAAGAAGUCCAACGUCGGAUACUCGGCGUGCUCGUGGGGAAUUAUACGUCCGACCGUUUUGAUCUUGGGACGAAUGGACGGCACCGUAGAAAUUUGGGAUCUCAUAGUAAAGAGUCACGAGCCGAGCUUCGUGCAGAGUCUAUCCGGACGGAUAAUUACGGGUAUCUACACGCACGAGCUACCGCUGGAGCCGCAGUGUAUCGGAUUUUGCGAUUUCAACGGCUCUUUAAGGACGUUCACGGCGCCGCGUGUCUUACUGACGUACGACGUAGGCGACGUCGAGUGGAUGAAAAAGUUCAUCGACCGACAGGUUCAAAGGAUAAGCGAGUUUCAAGCCUGGCAGGAAAUGUGGCGCGAAACAAAUCUCGAGGAUAUCGAGAUGAAGAAGAAGCUCGGUAAAAUGGAGGGGGAGAAAAAGCGCUUGGAGGCCGAGGAGAAGAUUAAAGCUGACACGGUCGAAGCGGCAGGUCGCGCGACUACACCUACGAGAUCCGCGCGUCGGAAACCCUGGCAGUUCCUCGAAGAAGCCAAGGAACGGUGGAUGUCAAUGGAAGUAAAGCGCAUGCAACGACUGAUCCUGGAGAAAAAGGGGCUCAGAAAAGAUGUCCUCGAGAGGCAGCGCGAGCCGAUUCUCAGGUUGCGGCAGGAGGCGAGGGCAAAAAAGCGUAAGAUACGCGAGAUCCUGAAUCUGCAGGACAAAAUCUUUGAGGAAACCGUCGUGUACCUCUUCCCGGAGCAGCAGCGGCAGGAGCGCAGAGAAACUUUGUUGCCGCCUUUGCCAAUACAAAGUAUGCCAAUGACAUUAGAUACUAAUUAUUCUCUCUGUUAAAAGGGCGUUUUUGCCGAUCCUGAGGAAGAAAUUAUAUACAAUUUUCUGGAGGUGCAAGCCGAGGCUCUGGCCAAAUUAAAGAGCACGCCUUUCGAACGCACGUUCGACUGGCGCAAAGUACUUGCGCAAGGGAAGUCAAGGAGAAGAUCGAUGGACAUCGAACUCAAGAAGUUAAACAGGCCGAAGAAGACGUGCAAAGUGGACGGUGCCGUAAACGAUGCAUCACGUCUUGCCUGCAACGUAUAA
This is a messenger RNA of Temnothorax curvispinosus, 3489 nucleotides long. RefSeq names its product WD repeat-containing protein 63-like. Gene Ontology annotation, cellular component: inner dynein arm. The record is from RefSeq and is a predicted model, not a curated record. Gene Ontology annotation, molecular function: dynein light chain binding; dynein heavy chain binding. NCBI's taxonomy places the organism in Eukaryota, Metazoa, Arthropoda, Insecta, Hymenoptera, Formicidae. Gene Ontology annotation, biological process: cilium movement involved in cell motility; inner dynein arm assembly. The transcript is spliced from 13 exons.